GGCAGGGCCUUGUCGGGGAGGGCUCCAGGGAGUCGGGAGACGUGGAAGUCCCUCCGUCAUGGCUGCCCCCAAAACCUCCGCCACGAGUGGCAUCUCUUCCACGAGCGGCGGCACUAACUUGCUCUUCUCCUCCUCGGCCACCGAAUUCAAUUUCACCGUCCCUUUCAUCCCAGUCAGCCAAACCCCUCCUGUGGCCGGUACGGGACCUGGCCUCCUUCCCGCAGAUGAUAAUACAGAUGUUGGUGAAGAAGACAGCUUCCUAGGCCAGACAUCAGCAAAUGUAAACCCUCCAUCUACAUUCAGUUAUUUCUCUCAGAUUCCUAGCAGUAGUGAUCCCUUUGGAAGCAUUGGACAACCACCCUUAGGGGUGGCAACCUCAACCCAAGCUGGAACAUCGGUUUUCUCUAAACCUCCAGUUUCUUUCCCUCUUCUGCCUUCAUCACAAGAUGGGCCAAAUAUAUUUUCAGCUUCUGUUUCCAAAUCACAGUUUUUUAAUACUCCGUCUACUUCAGUACAAGGAAUUGGAACUUAUCAAACACCUCAGCAAAGUGGUCCUCCCCUAACAGUCUUUUCAACACCACCUCAGGGACCAUCACAACAAGGUUAUAACCCCUAUCGUCACAAUACCUUAAGUAGUAGAGCCAAUCCUUACAUCGCUCCCCCACAGCUACAACAGAUACAAGCACCUGGCCAGAAUCUGCAGCCCUCACCUUCUGUACCACCUGUGCAGAAAUAUCCAACUCCUGCAGGACCAAUGCCACCGUCAGCCCUAUCACCUCAGACAUCAAUGACACCAGGACCACUUGUGAAGGCACCACCUGUCUUAUUACAAAACCAAUAUGAAUCAGUUCAGCCACAUUGGUUUUACUGUAAGGAAGUGGAAAACAAGGAGCUAUGGAUGCCGUUCAGUGAUCUAGAUUCUACAACUCUAGAGAAGGUUUAUAAUUCUGUGCAACCUGAUCCAGAGAGUGUAGUCUUGAGUACUGAUGGAGGACGUUAUGAUGUUUAUCUGUAUGACCGUGUGAGGAAAGCUGUAUAUUGGGAAGAACAACAGUCUGAAGUAAGACGAUGUACUUGGUUUUAUAAGGGAGAUAAGGACAGCAGAUUUAUUCCUUAUACUGAGGAUUUCAGUGAAAAACUAGAGGCCGAGUAUAAGAAAGCUGUUACUACAAAUCAGUGGCAUCGGCGAUUAGAAUUUCCAGGUGGAGAAACUUUUGUUAUGCAUAAUCCUAAGGUUAUAGUUCAGUUCCAGCCUUCUUCAAUACCAGAUGAAUGGGGCACCACACAAGAUGAUCAGACCAGGCCAAGAGUAGUUAAACGUGGAAUUGAUGACGAUCAUGAGGAUAUUCCAGAUGGUGAAGUGUCUCAAAUUGAUCAUUUGGUAUUUAUGGUCCAUGGAAUUGGCCCAGUCUGCGAUCUACGCUUCAGAAGCAUUGUUGAAUGCGUUGAUGACUUUCGGACAGUAUCCCUGAAAUUGCUGCAAACACAUUUUAGGAAAUCGAUAGAAGAACAUAAAGUGAAUAGAGUCGAAUUCCUGCCAGUUCAUUGGCACAAUGCUUUGCAUGGAGAUGCAACAGGGGUGGAUAGGAAUAUUAAAAAAAUAACAUUGCCAACUAUUGGACGUCUCCGCCACUUCACCAAUGAGACUCUACUUGAUAUCCUGUUUUAUAAUAGUCCCACUUACUGCCAAACAGUUGUGGAGAAAGUAACAGUAGAGAUGAACCAUCUUUAUGCACUAUUCAUGAGCAGAAACCCUGACUUUAAAGGAGGAAUCUCUGUUGCUGGACACAGUUUAGGAUCCUUGGUUCUAUUUGACAUACUAUCCAAUCAGAAGGAUUGGACAUCUGGAGUUAAUUCUACUCCUGUUGCUUCCAAUGGUGCUGUGAAAGAUGUGACAGAAGACCAGCAGGGAUCAUUGAAUUCAAAUUCUGCUGGUUGCCUACUGUCUCAUUUAAAUGAUGAACAUGGGGAUCAGGAUGAUGAGGAUGAUAUUCCAACCUUGCAAAAAACUUUGGAAAUGCUUAGUUUGUCAGAGUAUAUCAGUACUUUUGAAAAGGAGAAGAUUGACAUGGAAUCUCUGCUGCUGUGUACAAUUGAUGACCUGAAGGAAAUGGGGAUACCUCUUGGGCCUCGGAAGAAGAUAGCAAACUUUGUCAAAGACAGAGCAGCCAAACAGGAACAAAAAAAGGCUGCAAUGGCAGAAGUUGCUCAGACAGUUAAGUUUUCUUCAGUUACUGCAUCUUCAGAACCUGCCAUUCCUCAAGAGGCAUCCAAACGAAAGCGCCCAUUUGGAGCAUCCAUUUCAUCCGCACAUGUAGACUAUGAAUUUUUUGACAUGGGGACAGGCCAGGUGUCUGUGGUAUACAACACUCUUGAUUUUGAACCAAAUAUUUUCUUUGCUUUGGGUUCUCCAAUUGGUGUAUUUCUCACUGUAAGAGGCGUGGAAAAAAUUGAGGAAAGCUACAGGCUGCCAACCUGCAAGGGAUUUUUUAACAUAUAUCAUCCGCUUGAUCCAGUGGCAUACAGGCUAGAACCUAUGAUUAUUUCUGAUUUUGAUGUGAAACCAGUCCUCAUUCCACACCACAAAGGCAGAAAAAGACUCCACCUUGAAUUGAAAGAUUCUCUCUCUCGAAUGGGAUCAGACUUGAAACAAGGCUUUCUCAGCUCUUUGAAAAGUGCUUGGCAAACCCUUAAUGAAUUUGCACGUGCCCAUACCUCUUCUUCACAACUCCAAGCAGAAUUGGAGAAAGUGGCCCACCAGAUUAAAGCAGAAGAGGAAAAAGAUGAGGCAGAAGCAGAAAAGAUAGUGGAAAGUCCAGAACUUUCAAAGGAUGAAGACUUGAAUAUAAAAAUUGGUUUGCUAAAUGGAGGCCGUCGUAUUGAUUAUGUUCUUCAAGAAAAACCUAUAGAAAGUUUUAAUGAGUAUCUUUUCGCUUUACAGAGUCACUUGUGCUACUGGGAAUCAGAAGAUACGGCUCUACUUCUUCUAAAAGAAAUCUAUAGAACUAUGAGUGUUUAUCCUGAACAACCACAACACUGAUAUCAGAACAUCUUUAAUACAAAUUGUCAAUUCUCAUCUUUGUUUUGGCCUGCUAACAGCCUUUGAAGAAAAAGACACCAAUUCCCUAUCCAUAGAUGACAGAAGUUGUUUCAGUCUGCAGCACUCGGUUUCUAAGCCACCUUUUAGAAAAGAAAACAUCGGGUGUGGGGAAAAAAAUGUUGGUUUUUUUUUUAGAGCGUGUAUACUGUUUUCAUAGCCUUGAAUCACUUGUGGCAUUUUUGCCAAACUUGAGUCAUCUUAGAUACAUGCAAAUUAAUAAUUUCUAAUAUGCCUUGGUUCGUAAGCUUAUCAGGCCUGUGUUUUUGAUCAGGAUUCUAUUUUUUAAAUAAUAUCUUCAUCGUAAAUAGCAAUAAUACUUUUAUUUAAUAAAUCAAUUUGGUCCAAUUUCUUUAAAAAUGUAAACUUAACAUCAAAUUUGUUUAAUGUACCUUUACAUCAAGCCAGUAUGUUUGCAAAAUAAAUAAUUGGAAUCAAUUUCAUACAAUAUCAGACUUACAAUUACAUUUUUAUAAAAGACUUCUGAGUGUCUGAAAGAGAUGCAUUUUUAUUUUUGUGACAUGAACCUUUAUUCUAAGUUAUAUAGAGAAUUGUUGUAAACUCACUUUAAUGUUUCAUUGAAGUGAUAUUGCAUUGGCUACUUGCUAUGAAUUAAUUUAGGAGUUAAUUUGUACUUCUUGUUUAUUUGUCUGCUUAUUGAGUAGAGAACAAUGAGCUAAAUUUUGUUUGACAUUGGUGAAUCUGCUAGGAUACAUGACUUGAUAUGUGAUUUGAGGACUAGACCUAGAAAAAUGUCUACAUUUAUGGCUCUGCGGGUGGAGGAAUGCUUUAGAGAUCAAAUUUAGUUAGUCCUUUAACAUUGCCUAGUUCUCAUAGCAAAAUAUCUGACAAUUUCAUAAAUAAAUUUAUCAACACUGGACUUCUGAAGCUUAUUUUCCUUCAUCACUUUUAAUUUUCCCCCUCACUGCAUAUUAAGCAAUGUUUCAUUAAAGUGAUAUUGCAUUGGCUACUUGCUAUGAGUUAAUUUAGAUUCCAGCCC
Pseudonaja textilis is the source of this 4097-nucleotide messenger RNA. It is a transcript of the gene SEC23IP, whose product is annotated as SEC23 interacting protein. NCBI's taxonomy places the organism in Eukaryota, Metazoa, Chordata, Lepidosauria, Squamata, Elapidae. Gene Ontology annotation, biological process: endoplasmic reticulum to Golgi vesicle-mediated transport. Gene Ontology annotation, molecular function: protein binding; metal ion binding; glycerophospholipase activity. Gene Ontology annotation, cellular component: COPII-coated ER to Golgi transport vesicle; cytoplasm. The record is from RefSeq and is a predicted model, not a curated record.